Messenger RNA from Lodderomyces jiufengensis, 1074 nucleotides. RefSeq names its product zinc-binding alcohol dehydrogenase family protein. Gene Ontology annotation, molecular function: oxidoreductase activity, acting on NAD(P)H. NCBI's taxonomy places the organism in Eukaryota, Fungi, Ascomycota, Pichiomycetes, Serinales, Debaryomycetaceae. The coding region runs from base 1 to 1074 and encodes 357 amino acids. The transcript has a single exon. The record is from RefSeq and is a predicted model, not a curated record.
AUGAAAGCAGCAGUGAUAUCAGGAGUUGAAAAUCCAUUAAGUAAAAUUAAAGAAAUUCCAAUCCCUGAAAUUAACAAUGAUCAAAUAUUAAUAAAAUCUCAUUCUUUUGCAGUUAAUCCAACUGAUUGGAAACAUGUUGAUUACAAGAUUGGUCAAAAGGGAGAUGUUUUAGGGAGUGAUGUAAGUGGGGUAGUUGAGAAAGUUGGAUCUAAUGUUAAACAUUUGAAAAAGGGAGAUUAUGUUGGAUCAUUCGUAAGUGGUAAUAUUUCGAAAACUAAUGGUGCAUAUGCUGAAUAUGUAGCUUCUAGUCCUAAUUCUACUGCAAAAUAUGAACAUUUAAGUAGCGAUGCUGAUGGUAAACCAGGUCCAAUAAAGACCUUUGAUGGUGCAGCAAGUGUAACUUUAGGUUUAGUUACUGUUGGUAUUUCUUUCAGUUAUUAUUUAAAUUUACCAAAAAAUAAAAAAGAUGGAGACUUCAUUUUAAUUUGGGGUGGUUCAACUGCAACUGGUAUAUUGGCUAUUCAAUUAGCUAAAUUAAUUUACGGGUUAAAUGUAAUAGCUACAGCUUCACCAAAAAAUCAUGAAUUUUUAAAAUCUUUGGGAGCUGAUUAUGUCUUAGAUUAUAAUGAUUCACAAGUAUCUCAAGAAAUAAAAGAAGUUGCAAAAGAUAAAUUAAAAUUCGCAUUAGAUACAAUUGCACAACCAGAAACUUUUCAAAAAGUAUACGAUGCUACAUCAGAUACAAAGGGAGAUAUAUAUUUAGACUCCUUGUUAUUAUUAAAAGGAGAUUCAAUACAAUUAGAUUCUUCAAGAGAUAACGACAAAAUCCAUUACGGUCAAACAUUAGCUUAUCUCGUGGUUGAUGAAGAGAAACAAAUGGGUGCUACUAUAAAAAGACCUCAUGAUUUAUUAGAUCAUUAUUUACCUUGGUGGAAUGAUGUUUUGCCUAAAUAUUUGAAAGAUGUAAAACAUGGUAAUUUGAAGAUUUUAAAAGAUGGAUUGAAAAGUGUUGAUGAAGGGUUUAAAUUAUCUAAACAAGGUGUUUCUAAUGAAAAAAUUGUUUUUAGUUUGUGA